Messenger RNA from Pseudozyma flocculosa PF-1, 519 nucleotides. RefSeq lists its product as uncharacterized. The transcript has 2 exons. NCBI's taxonomy places the organism in Eukaryota, Fungi, Basidiomycota, Ustilaginomycetes, Ustilaginales, Ustilaginaceae. The record is from RefSeq and is a predicted model, not a curated record. Bases 1 to 519 code for a protein of 172 amino acids.
AUGCUCUACUCCUCGCUCGUCGCAGCCUCGUUCCUCCUCCUCGUCUCCUUCGUCUUGUACCGGCAGCGUGGCUUCCUCGUAUCUCUGCUGCCCGUCCACCUCCAGGACCGCGUGCCGCCCUUUCUCCAGCCUUCGCCCAACGACGCCCACGGCGGCAUGCUCGGCGGCUUUUUCUCCUCCUCGCCAUCCUCCACCGCCAGGUACAGCCGCCUCGGCAACUUCGACUGGGGCAACAGCAUUCGCGCAGGCCUCAACAGCUCCCUCUUCGACAUCGAGGCAAACGUCCGCGACGGCGAUCAGAGGUCCGGCCUCGACGAGAGAGGCGCCAUGGACAUCCAGGCCAUCAUGCAGCAGUACGGCGUGUCAUUUGACGAGGCGCGGCUCAUUCGCCACAAGCAGAUCUUGGCCAACAACAACAUCGAUCCACUCACCGGCCUACCGCUCGACAGCAAGGCGGUAACGAGCCUGGGCGGGACAGUCGGCCGGGGCGGCGCGGCCGGGUCAAGCCGCCUUCCCUGA